AACGGCAAGCCGGAGGCGCGUGUUUACAUCUUCCUGUUUACGUUCACACAGAGUUUAACUUGUUGUAGCGACAUUAACAUCGUGUAAAAUAUAGUGAAGACCUGAGUUAGGUUGAGUCUAAAGUUCUGACGCAGAGGAAAAGUCGUUCAUACAAACUAACGACGGGCUCGGACGAAGUUAGCUGUGCAGGUUAGCCGCUAAGCUAACAGGUGUUCGCUAGCAGCUAGCAGGAGUCAGAACAUGGUAGUGCUGAGAGCUGGGAUGUGUCCUGGACUGGAGGAGGAUUUAAUACGAGACCUGCGAGCUGCUGACAUCAAAACAGUGGAGGACCUGGUCUCCUCCGACAUUGAGGAGCUGGCUCAGAAAUGUUCCGCGUCAUAUAAGGCUCUGUUUGCCAUCCGCCGAGUGCUGCUGGCCCAGCACGCUGCUUUCCCCGUGUCAGGCGCUGAUCUCUACGAGGAACUAUUGAGCUCAACAGCCAUCCUCUCCACUGGAAAUCCCAGCUUCGAUAAACUGCUGGAUUCGGGCUUGUAUACCGGGGAGAUAACGGAGCUGUCAGGAGGCCCAGGAAGUGGCAAAUCUCAGGUGUGUUUCGGUGUCGCAGUGCACAUUUCUCACCAGCUGAAGCAGAGUGUGAUCUACAUCGAUACAACGGGGGGGCUGAGCGCCGGCCGCCUGCUUCAGAUGCUGCAAACUGAAACCAGCGACACGGAGGCGCAGAUGGAGGCUCUCCAGAGGAUCCACGUCUUCCGCUCGUUUGACGUCUUCUCCCUGCUCGACUGUCUGCACGGGCUGAGCGGCGGCGGCCUUCAGCAGGCAUCAGUCGGCGGCGGCGGCUCGGUGAAGGCGGUGAUCGUGGACUCGGUGUCAGCCGUUAUCUCUCCUCUGCUGGGAGGCAAACAGAACGAAGGGAUGUCCUUGAUGAUACAAGUGGCCGGAGUUCUGAAGACGAUGGCGAAGGACUUCAACAUCGCAGCUUUAGUAACCAACCACGUGACCAGGAGCGGCGGGGGGGGCGAGCUGCAGCCAGGCCUCGGCGCGUCGUGGGAUCACAUCCCCAGAACCCGAGUGCUGCUGGAGCGGCUGGAGGAGGCCGGGGCUGCCGGCCGCUCCAGUCUGCGCUCGGCCACGCUGAUCAAGUCCUCCAGACGGCCGUGUUUCAUCAAAGAGCAGUUCGACCUGCAGUGGUGGAGUCGCUCUAGAGAAGGAACCUCUGGAAAGAGAAAACGGGACGAGACCGAUUCCUGACGAGAGCCAAUUAGAAUCCUCUAACAGAACAUCCCAUCACAGCAGGGAGGAAGGACGCGCCUCUUGCGGAUACAGUCCCAGAUCCAGCUGGGUGUGACUCUCUGGGCCGGGCUGUCCUCCUCGGGCUCGGCCAUGGUGUGCGUGGCGGAGGCGGAGUCGAAGUCCUCCACCACGUCCCCGUCGUACGCCACGAAGUAACGCCGCAGCUUGUGGAAGUCCUGCACGGAGACGGGCAGGAAGAGCUUCACGCCGCUGAAGAUGUCCAGCAGCGUCUGGAGGGAAGAGACAGAGCGGUCACGAGAAGAAACAGACUCCAGGUGAAUCGUCUCUAAACGACUGCCAGUUUUUAUAACGAGUUUUAUUUCAUCUUUAACUUUGUUUCAGGUUCUUGGACGAUGUGGAACUUUUUAAAUAACACAUCGGCUGAAAGACAUUUAAAGAAACUAUUGUAGGUAUUUCCUAAGGUGUUAUUAUCAAACCUUGAUGACAAGGAAAUGUAAUUGAGAUUUUACAGUUUAACAAGAAUAAUAUUUAAAAUAAAUUAUAAUAAAACACAAACAAGGUUUUUUAGAUUUUGUGGAAUAAAGUGAUGAGAAUGUUUUUAGUUUGAUUCCAUGUUGUUUUCCAGAAGGGACAUCAGAGGAAUCAAUGAGGAAUGUGGUGCAUUGUGUUAAUACUUUAAUAAAGAUCUAACAAAUAAUGUAAUAUUCAA
Molecule: messenger RNA, 1960 nt
Organism: Platichthys flesus (European flounder)
Lineage: Eukaryota; Metazoa; Chordata; Actinopteri; Pleuronectiformes; Pleuronectidae
Gene: rad51d
Product: RAD51 paralog D
Exons: 11
Coding region: 241-1248 (335 amino acids)
Biological process (GO): DNA strand invasion; double-strand break repair via homologous recombination; reciprocal meiotic recombination
Cellular component (GO): replication fork; centrosome; Rad51B-Rad51C-Rad51D-XRCC2 complex
Molecular function (GO): four-way junction DNA binding; ATP binding; ATP-dependent DNA damage sensor activity
Source: RefSeq, a predicted model, not a curated record